AUGUUUCUUCAACUUCUCGGAGCACUUCGUAGACCGUUACUCAAUAUACCGUCUUUCACUGCGGUGAAUUCAAUCAUUCCGGCGUCGCGCUCUAUUCUAAUCAAUCGUGCACUACUUGGACCACAAAUACUCUCGCUACCUUCACUGUAUGACGCGCUCGGUCAGAGGCGUUUUGCCUCCCGUGGUACCGAGUACCAACCUUCACAGCGAAAGCGCAAAAGAAAGCACGGCUUUCUUGCUCGGAAAAAGACCGCAACUGGUAGAAAGAUUCUAGCCAGACGACUACUCAAGGGACGCAGGUUCUUGAGUCAUUGA
Suillus subaureus is the source of this 315-nucleotide messenger RNA. Its product is annotated as ribosomal protein L34-domain-containing protein. Gene Ontology annotation, molecular function: structural constituent of ribosome. Gene Ontology annotation, cellular component: ribosome; mitochondrial large ribosomal subunit. NCBI's taxonomy places the organism in Eukaryota, Fungi, Basidiomycota, Agaricomycetes, Boletales, Suillaceae. The transcript has a single exon. Bases 1 to 315 code for a protein of 104 amino acids. Gene Ontology annotation, biological process: translation. The record is from RefSeq and is a predicted model, not a curated record.